Corvus hawaiiensis (hawaiian crow) is the source of this 3448-nucleotide messenger RNA. It is a transcript of the gene C22H1orf167, whose product is annotated as chromosome 22 C1orf167 homolog. The transcript has 20 exons. The coding region runs from base 471 to 3119 and encodes 882 amino acids. NCBI's taxonomy places the organism in Eukaryota, Metazoa, Chordata, Aves, Passeriformes, Corvidae. The record is from RefSeq and is a predicted model, not a curated record.
GGGGCCGAGGCUGGUUAUCGCCGCGAAGGACGUGCCGGCUCAGACGCGUGUGGUUAGUCCCCGGGGCCCAGCAGUGCAGCCGGUGCCUCUCGGAGUGGAUCUCAAAGAACAGCUUCUGGUCAUUGAAGGUGAAUGAGCAAAGUUUCCAGCACUUGUGUGACAGACAAAUCCUAACAAGGUGUUUUCAAGCCUGGAGGAGACAUAUCCUUUCCAAGAGGGCAGCCAGGAAGCUUUACAGACACCAGCUGCUUCAGAAGGGCCUAGGUGCUCUGCAGUGGGCUGUGCACCAGAGGAAGACACAAUUGGAGGUGGGCCAGCAGAGACAUGCUUCAAGUCUGCUAGCUGCCAGCUUCCAGAGGUGGAAGGAAGCUGUGGCAAAACAAAGCAAGAAGGAAGCUCUGCAGCCUGAGCCUUACUCCUGUACCCAAAGUUCAUCAGCAGGGAUUUUUGGACUAGGAAGAUCAGCAACUAUGACAACCUCAGCUCGGCAUCAGCUUACAACAGGAUACUCAAAGGAAGCGGAGCAGGCUCGUAGGAUGGAGGGAGAACUGUGGACACAGCUUCGUCAUAGGCAGAGAGGAGAGGAGUUCUGCUGGAGAGCUGAAGCAAUCAGAGACAUCAGACGGCUGGCUGUAGCUUUCAGACUGUGGUGCCUGCAGAAGGAGCUGCUGAGCAAAGAGGAAGCCAGGCUUUUGGAAGCCUGUGCUCUGCUAGAAAAGAAGAAGCUACAAAACAUUUUCUGGUUGUGGCAUUCCCAAAGCUUGGAAAUGAAACAGAUUCUAACACUGACAACUCAAAUCCAAAGACACUUGGUCUCCCGGUGCUUCAGUACAUGGAAGGAGACUGUUGAGCAGAAGGCACUUGACAGGAGCAACCUGGCUUAUCUCAGAGCAGCAUCACUGAGGAAGCACUUCCAGCAGUGGGCUGUGAUGCUGCAGACCAGAGGAGGUGAUAAGCAGGCAGUGGUGAACCUCUUCCUCCUACAAUGGAGGCGGCAUUAUGGAGCAGUUAUAAGCUCAGUAGCUGACAAGACUGUGACAAAGAGGCAUGAAGAUCAGACAUCAUGGACUGGAGAGAGACAGUUUCUGGAGAAAACAGUCUACUCUUUUGAUGACUUCCGCCAAAAACUGAAGCUGCAGAGAGUGUAUCUGCUGUGGAAAACAAGGCUGUGUGAGCAUCACAAAGCUGAUUCUUUCUCUCAGACUUUGGAGCAGUGUAAACUCAGAAAAACUCUGAAAUUAUGGCACCAAAAGUAUCUCAUGCUGAAGACAACUGAACAAAGUUCUGAGCAGUUGCACAGAUCUGUCUAUGAGGAACCUCUUGCCAUGCUGUCUUCUGAGGACCUCUCAACAUCAUCUGGCUUUGGCAGCAGUGCACCAGCUACUCUGACCUCUCAAAGCUCACUGGAAAAGGAAUGCAGUCUUAGUGACAGCAGCCAGCACGGCUUCUCCUCCCUUCUGACUGCUGAGGACGUCACACACAUGUUGUGUCACAGUUCUUUCCUGCAAUUCCACCAGUGCACAGAGCUGCCAGCUGAGCUGGGUGGGGAGCUGUGCUUGCAGACCUCCUUCCCUGGAUCUGGGAGACUUUAUCUUCUUCUUUCUUUCCCUCCUCACCCGACGCUUUUGUCUUGCAGAAGAAAUUGGUUUGUGGGGAAUCAGUUCCAGUCUUUGGUGUUGCAGAGUCCAGAUAAUAAUUCCCAGCCUCUCACCAGUUACUCUGCAUGGGAAGAGGGCUGCAGUUCUGACAAGAAGGUGAGGAGUUGUUGGCAGCAAGAAGAGAAAUACUGCCUGCAAAGGUGCUUCAUUGUCUGGUCAGCUCGAACUCGACAUCAUGUAAAGGCCCAGCAGUACUGCAGGCGCAUUCGGCUGUCUCGAGCCUUUCUCAGCUGGCACCACUGGGUCAUGGAAAAUAAGAACCAAAAAGCAGCAGCAGCCCUAAAACAUGGAGUUCAUUGUUUCCAGAUGGCUUUCAGCCUGUGGAAAAGGAGACUGGCCCAGAAAGUGGAAGUUGACCAGAGAUUCAGGUGUCAUGUUCACCAGAUGACUGCUGAUGCUCUGUGGCGUUGGCAUUCUUGCUGGCAAAGGAAGCGUGUUCUGAGAGAACUGCAGCAGCGAUGGGCUCGGCACAGCUGCCAGGAGAAGAAGAGGCUGGUCCUGCAGACAUGGUAUUACCAAACAAGGAAGCAGAAAUAUGCUGUUUUAUUCUGGGAACGUUUUCUCCUGCACAGGUGCCUUGUCACUUGGGCCCAGGUCACUGCGUGUAGACUGAGGCAGCAUGAAGCUCUCUCUUAUUUUAAAAGAGUCAGAGAGCACCGUCUCCUUGUUGUGAGCUUUACUAAGUGGAGGGACAAACUCUUGAGAGCUGAAAAACGGGUGCCAGGAGGGAGAAACCACAAGUGGCAGGAGCCCUCUCCAGGUAAAGCCUGUCACCGCUGGCGAGUGGCUGCAAGAGGACAGCAAGCCCUGUGCCUGGGAUCUGUGACUACUGUCAAACAAGCGUGCAACUACUGGACCAGAGCAGCUGCCUUUUCCCAAUGCUUACGGCAGUGCAAUACCCUCAUAGGUUUUAGGAAAAGCAGGAAGAUGUCUCUCUCUCGGUCCACGAAAAGCAGAAGAGGCAGAGAAGAUUCAGCACCAACUGGACUUUUUCCCAGUACCAUUCAGCGCUGGCUGGUGAUCUACAGGAACCAAAACAGGGCUGAAAGGCUGCUGGAGAGACGUGAUGUGGUAGGACCCUCUCGUGCACAUGCAAGGAUCCAGGAGAACACAGCAGAGGUGGACUUGGAGGAGUGGGAUAAGAAGUGGCUUGGGAGGAAAUACCUGAGGUGGUGGCAUCACACAGUGGUACUGCACCAAUGCCAGCAUGACAGGAGACUGCUCUGUCUGGCAAGGGGAUGGCAUCAGUGGAGGGAAGCUAGCAGGGUGGUGAUACUGGCUCAGGUGUUGGACCAGGAGCAGCUGAUAGAAAAGGCCUGGAGGGUGUGGAGACGGAGAUAUUUGCAAAGCUGCGUGGUGCAGAAACUUUUGGAGGAGGAAGCCAAGAGCCUCCUGUCUCAGGCCUUUGGAAGGUGGCAGCAGCUCACAGCAUUCCAGUGCAAGGACAAAGGAUCCUGCUGACUGGAGUAGGCCUGCCUGCAGCUGCUGCUCAUUUCAGGACAUGUGGAGGAUACGGCUCCUGUCACAACAAAGAGCUGGUCCUGGGCCAUCAAGAAAGAGAACACUCUGCUCUUACGACAAAAACAGUGCUGCAGGCCAGAAGGAUGACAGCCAAAGAACAACCAGGAAGAGCUGGUACCUAGUGAAAGGUCCUCUUUAAAGGACUUGUAUCCUACCUCCGUAGCAGCACAAACGGAGAAGUUACUCCCAGUUGUUGUGAGGUUGCAUUCUCUUCUCCUCUGGACCCUGCUUUUGCUGGAGUUCUGAUUAAAGGUCAAAAAAACACCUUA